Messenger RNA from Microsporum canis CBS 113480, 1473 nucleotides. RefSeq lists its product as hypothetical. Lineage: Eukaryota; Fungi; Ascomycota; Eurotiomycetes; Onygenales; Arthrodermataceae. The record is from RefSeq and is a predicted model, not a curated record. Bases 1 to 1473 code for a protein of 490 amino acids. Gene Ontology annotation, biological process: transmembrane transport. Gene Ontology annotation, molecular function: transmembrane transporter activity. The transcript is spliced from 4 exons.
AUGGCUUCUACCUCCAAGGACUACACGAGUGAGAAGCUGGAGAUACCUAAUGAAGGAGAUGCAGCACUUGCUGAAUUCGGUAACCUCGACGACCAUGAGAAUCCCAAAAAAUGGCCAAUGCUUCGAAAAUGGAAAGCUAUGCUCGGCAUUUCGUCCUUUGUUCUUAUGAGUCCUCUUUCCUCAACGAUUGUAGGGCCUAGUUUACCGAGUAUUGCUAGGGACUUAUCAAUCACCCGGCCUGCAGAGCAAGCGUUGGUGCUUUCUAUCUUUGUGCUCCCUUAUGCCUUUGGGCCUUUAAUUGCAAGCCCUUUAUCGGAAAUUUAUGGACGGGUACCAGUAAUCCAAUCUUGGAAUCUGCUAUAUCUUGUCUUUAACACUGCCUGCGGCGCUGCACGAUCAAAGUCAGCUAUGUUUGCCUUUAGAUUCCUUGCAGGCUUCUUUGGAAGCGCUACACUCGGUAUUGGUGGUGGAACCUUAAGCGACCUUUUUACCGCUGAGGAACGCGGUAAAGCAGUUGCGAUCUAUAGUGUUAUCCCCUUACUCUCCCCAGUCUUCGGUCCAAUUCUCGGCGGACUUAUUUCCCAGCAUAUAUCAUGGCACUGGGCGUUCUAUACAAGCUCGUUAUUAGAUGCAGUUAUCCAGUUUCUGGGUCUCUAUCUCCUCGAGGAGACGUAUGCCCCGGUGCUUCUACGCAAAAAGCAGAUGCGUUCAAUACGGUUAACCACGCCAAAUCAACAACUACGCUCUACAACCAAGGACGCAUUGAAGGAACUCCCUACUCGGCUGAAGGCUAAUCUCGGACGAGCAGUCCUUCUUCUCACCACCCAGCCAAUUGUUCAGGUAUUUGCCGUAUAUAAUGCAUUUCUUUAUGGCAUUAUCUACAUCUUAUAUACCACUUUUCCAGAUCUAUACACCAACGUCUAUCAUCAGACAGAAGGGAUGGUUGGUUUGCAUUAUAUUGCUAUGGGAGUUGGCAUGGUUAUUGCAGCUGAGGGCUUUACCCUUGUCAAUGAUCGGAUCUUCGCAUUGCUUAAGGCGAAAAAUAAUGGGGUGGCUCUGCCAGAGUUUCGCGUGCCAUUUAUGGCACCGGCGACUCUACUAAUAGCCGGAGGGCUGUUCUGGUAUGGCUGGAGCGCUCAGCACAAACUUCAGUGGAUCAUGCCCGAUAUUGGGAGCGGCAUCUUCUGCGCUGGAGCUGUUAUAUGCGGCAUCUCUGCAAAUGCAUAUAUGAUUGACACGUAUGGAAAAUUCUCCGCAAGCGCGCUGGCCGCAGUUGGGACACUGAGAAGCCUAACUGCAUUUGGGUUUCCGCUCUUUGCUCCUUAUGUGUUUGAAAUAAUAGGCUACGGAUGGACAGGAAGCCUCCUUGGGUUCUGUGCUUUGGGUAUGGGGCUCCCCGGUGUAGCCCUUAUCUGGGUCUAUGGCAAGGUAUUGCGUAGACGGAGUACGCUUGCAGCGCCAGAUAUCGGAUAA